AUGCCAAACAAAGCCAACGAGUCCAAUUCCACUCUGGGAAGUACCGGUAGUGGUGAUCGGGUCGUUGUGACCGACCUUCGAGGGUCCAAUGGCGCCCGUCGCUCGCAACCCCCCGUCGUCGUCCACAACCAAGGGGGCCAAAUCUACGAUGAAACAAGACCGGCCGACUGGGACAAACAACGUUGGAAGUGA
This is a messenger RNA of Aspergillus candidus, 192 nucleotides long. RefSeq lists its product as uncharacterized. The coding region runs from base 1 to 192 and encodes 63 amino acids. NCBI's taxonomy places the organism in Eukaryota, Fungi, Ascomycota, Eurotiomycetes, Eurotiales, Aspergillaceae. The record is from RefSeq and is a predicted model, not a curated record. The transcript has 2 exons.